Molecule: messenger RNA, 2774 nt
Organism: Suricata suricatta (meerkat)
Lineage: Eukaryota; Metazoa; Chordata; Mammalia; Carnivora; Herpestidae
Gene: ARMCX2
Product: armadillo repeat containing X-linked 2
Exons: 2
Coding region: 510-2360 (616 amino acids)
Cellular component (GO): mitochondrion
Source: RefSeq, a predicted model, not a curated record
CUGUCUGGGGACCCCUGUUAUGAGCCUGGCAGAAACUAGAACAGAGUCUGGGACCAGAGGCUUCUCGUCCCCCCAUCUUCUCCCUCCUUACAAGACACCAUGGCCUUGGGCCUGUUCUUUUUGGUGUAAAGAAAGGGGUAUGGCAUCCACCUUCUUAAUUAAUGGUUUGAGGAAGAAGGGUUAGGGAGGGAAAGAGGAUCCUUGGAAGGGAAAAAUAGAGCUACAGGGGUUCAAAUAAGGAACGGAAAUGGAAUCCAACUACCAAAGACCCCAAAACACCCCUUCUAGGAUCUCUUUGCAGGUCUGUCUGAAUUUGGGGCCUUGCACAAGUACAAGCCUGGUGGAAAAAAAUAAACUGUUCCUUCUUCCAGCAGGUUCAGGUCCUUCUCGAUUUGCAGUCUGUGCCAAAUCCUUGAGAUUGAGACGAAGUGCCUUUCCCAGACGUGCAUACAUCCCAUUUAGGCAAGCCAGCUUCACGCCCUGGAUCAGGGAAUUUCUCCAGCUGCACCAUGAGCCGAGUUCGAGAUGCUGGCUGUGUAGCCGCCGGGAUAGUGAUUGGGGCUAGUGCCUGGUACUGUGUCUACAAAUACGCCAGGCGAAGAAAUCAGACAAAGAAGAGACUGGCCAAGCCCAAGACCAGGUUUGUGGCCAGAACUGGAGCCAGGGCUAGAGCUGGACUAAGGGCUGGAUUCACAAUUGACCUUGGGCCUGGAUUCAGCCCUCCCAUCCCAGCCCGCACUCAGGACGAUGACAGGGCCCAGGAUGAAGUCUCUGCUCUGGAUGUGGCUGGGGCUGAGGGAGUGGCCCCAGCUGUGUCCAGUGCUGAGGCUCAGAGUGGGGCAGGAAGUCAGGUCCAGGAGGUAGAAGGGUCAGGAGUUGAACCUAAGGCCGAACCAGUAGUCGGGGCCACAGCGGUUUCUUCAAUGGUACCACAUCCCAGGGAGGGAGAGGCUUCCGUGGCGGCAGAGGCCCCCACAAUCGCAAGGGGUCCCAAACUGCCAGAAGUCCCCGGCACAGCAGAGGCUCCCGGGAUGCCAGCGGCACCUCCCAGGGCGUUAGUGACGCCUCCCAGGGCGCCGGUGCCUACCGAGGCUGUGUCACCUAACGAGGCUAUGGAGGCUCCUGUAAGGGCGACGCCUACUGCGGCGCCAGUGCCUUCUGGAGCAACAGUGCCUACUGGGGCUGCAGAGGUUCCUGGGACUUCAGGAUCCCCUAGAACCGCAGCCGCCUCCAAGAAAGCAACCCCUGGGGCUCAUACAGGCGCUAUACCUAAGGCUGGAUCAGCAACUGGAGCUGUACCCAAAGGUGGAGCCAAGGGAACCAAGUCUCGGACUGGGGGCAAGGGCAAGGGCAAGAAAAACAAGGUUGAAGUAGAUGAAUUGGGGCUGGGUUUCCGCCCUGGGGAUGGGGCUGCAGCAGCUGCUGCAGCCUCGGCUAAUGGAGGUCACGCUUUCCUGGCAGAGAUCCCUGAUUCUGAGGAAGGGGAGUCUGGGUGGACUGACACAGAGUCAGAGUCAGAUUCUGAGCCUGAAACCCAGCAGAGAGGGAGAGGAAAGAGACCCAUUCCCAUGCAGAAGCGCCCCUUUCCUUAUGAAAUAGAUGAGAUUCUCGGCGUCCGAGACCUCAGGAAGGUCCUUGCUUUGCUUCAAAAAUCAGAUGAUCCUUUCAUCCAACAGGUAGCUUUGCUCACUCUGAGCAACAAUGCCAACUAUUCAUGCAACCAAGACACAAUUCGCAAAUUGGGAGGACUCCCAAUUAUUGCAAACAUGAUCAACAAAACUGAUCCCCACAUUAAGGAAAAAGCCUUAAUGGCCAUGAAUAACCUGAGUGAGAACUAUGAAAAUCAGGGCCGACUUCAGGUAUAUAUGAAUAAAGUGAUGGAUGAUAUCAUGGCCUCUAACCUGAACUCAGCAGUACAGGUAGUUGGACUAAAAUUUUUAACAAACAUGACUAUUACCAAUGACUACCAACACCUGCUUGUCAACUCCAUUGCAAAUUUUUUCCGUUUGUUAUCUCAGGGAGGUGGAAAAAUCAAGGUUGAAAUUUUGAAAAUACUUUCGAAUUUUGCUGAAAAUCCAGAUAUGUUAAAAAAACUGCUCAGCACCCAAGUGCCAUCAUCAUUUAGUUCUCUUUAUAAUUCCUAUGUGGAAUCAGAGAUUCUUAUUAAUGCCCUUACUCUAUUUGAGAUCAUCUAUGACAAUCUCAGAGCAGAAGUAUUCAACUACAGAGAAUUCAAUAAAGGUUCCCUGUUUUACUUAUGCACUACAUCUGGAGUGUGCGUUAAGAAAAUUCGAGCCUUAGCAGAUCACCAUGACCUCUUGGUGAAAGUAAAAGUUAUAAAACUAGUGGACAAAUUCUGAUUGGCUAUGUGCUCUCAAAAGACUUGAAGAAAUUUCUUGGUUUUCCAGUCUGGAAGCAAUGAAAAUUGAGUUACUACUUUUCCCCUUGUUCAUAUAGUAAAGGGAUCCUUUCAGCUGCCAGUUUUGAAUAAUUUAUCAUCCAGAGUGAUGUUAUCUGUGACAGUCUCCAGCCUUAAGCUGAACCAUUUUAUGAAUACCAAAUAAAUAGUCCUCUUGUACUCAAAACACAUUUGUGACUUUAAUCAUGCUGCUUGAAUGGAAACAUUUUUACUGGUUCUUCUAUGUUAAUUGACAGUGAACCUGUCCAUCAUAAAUAGCUUACACUUCUGUCAUUUGUUUCUACUUGAAUUUAUCCACCAAAGACUUCAUUUGUGUAUCAUCAAUAAAGUUGUAUGUUUUGAAUGAUGAAAAAAA